Molecule: messenger RNA, 3900 nt
Organism: Parus major (Great Tit)
Lineage: Eukaryota; Metazoa; Chordata; Aves; Passeriformes; Paridae
Gene: PARP1
Product: poly(ADP-ribose) polymerase 1
Exons: 23
Coding region: 93-3128 (1011 amino acids)
Cellular component (GO): nucleus
Molecular function (GO): NAD+ poly-ADP-ribosyltransferase activity; DNA binding; zinc ion binding
Source: RefSeq, a predicted model, not a curated record
GGCGGGGGAGCGCGCUCGGCGAUCGGCUGGCGCUGCCGCGGGCGGGGUCGCGGCGGGCGCGCGGCGCGGGCGCGGCGGCGGGAGCGGCGGCGAUGGCGGAGCCGGCGGAGAAGCUGUACCGGGCCGAGUAUGCCAAGAGCGGCCGCGCCUCCUGCAAGAAGUGCGGCGAGAGCAUCGCCAAGGACUCGCUGCGCCUGGCGCUCAUGGUGCAGUCACCCAUGUUUGAUGGCAAAGUCCCUCACUGGCACCACUACAGCUGCUUCUGGAAGCGGGCUCGAAUUGUGUCCCAUACAGACAUUGAUGGCUUCCCUGAGCUUCGGUGGGAAGAUCAGGAGAAAAUCAAGAAAUCCAUUGAAACUGGAGGCCCUGGAGGAGGAAAAGGAGGGGAACAGGAAGGAGGUGGUAAGGCUGAGAAGAGUCUAAAUGACUUUGCUGCUGAAUAUGCCAAGUCUAACAGAAGUACUUGCAAAGGCUGUGAGCAGAAAAUAGAAAAGGGCCAGAUCCGAAUUUCCAAGAAGAUGGUGCAUCCUGAAAAGCCGCAGCUGGGAAUGAUAGAUAACUGGUACCACCCGGACUGCUUUGUGAGCCGCCGAGCAGAGCUGGGCUUUCUCCCAGCCUACGGGGCCACCCAGCUCCUGGGUUUCAGCAUCUUGAAAGCUGAAGAUAAAGAAACUCUGAAGAAGCAGCUCCCAGCUACCAAGAGUGAAGGAAAGAGAAAAGGAGAAGAGGUAGAUGGAAACGUGACUGCAAAAAAGAAGCAGAAAAAAGAAAAAGAGAAAGAGUCAAAGCAGCAAAAACAGCUGAAGGAGCAGACAGAGCUGAUCUGGGGCAUCAAAGAUGAGCUGAGGAAGGUCUGCUCCACCAAUGACCUGAAAGAGCUGCUGAUUGCCAACAAGCAGGAGGUCCCCUCAGGGGAGAAUGCUAUCUUGGACCGAGUAGCAGAUGGGAUGGCGUUUGGAGCUCUGCUGCCCUGCGAGGAGUGCAAGGGACAGUUUGUGUUCAAGAGUGAUGCUUAUUACUGUUCAGGAGAUAUCACUGCCUGGACCAAGUGUGUUGCUAAAACACAGACUCCCAACAGAAAAGACUGGGUAAUCCCAAAGGAGUUCCGGGAAAUUCCUUACCUGAAGAAAUUUAAAUGUAAGAAGCAGGACAGGGUGUUCCCUCCGGAUGCUGCAACUGUGAACUCGGCACCUCCUCCCUCUGCAUCUGCUCCUUUGUCAGAGACCAUGUCUGCACCCAGAGACAAACCACUGACCAACAUGAAGAUCCUGGUUGUUGGGAAGCUGUCAAAGAACAAGGAGGAGGUGAAAGGCAUUGUGGAGGACCUGGGAGGAAAGAUGACGACAACAGCUAACAAAGCCACCCUGUGCAUCAGCACCCAGAAGGAUGUGGAGAAAAUGAGCAAGAAGAUGGAAGAAGUGAAGGAGGCCAAAGUCCGUGUGGUCUCAGAGGCAUUUCUUCAGGAUGUGAAAUCUUCCAGCAAGGACUUCCAGGAUCUGGUGUCUCUCCAUGCUCUUUCACCUUGGGGUGCAGAGGUGAAAAUGGAGCACGAGGAAAUGGCUGUGGAUGGGAAGAUCAGCAAGCCCCCAAGUACAAAGAGCGCUGGGAAGGUCAAAGAAGAACAAGGACCUAGCAAAUCUGAAAAGAAAAUGAAGUUAACAGUGAAGGGUGGAGCAGCAGUAGACCCUGAUUCUGGUUUGGAGGAUUCUGCUCAUGUUUUUGAAAAAGGUGGGAAAAUUUUCAGUGCAACCCUGGGACUAGUAGAUAUUGUGAAAGGAACAAAUUCCUAUUAUAAACUGCAGCUGCUAGAGGAUGACAGAGAGAACAGAUACUGGGUGUUCCGAUCCUGGGGCCGUGUAGGCACUGUAAUUGGCAGUAACAAGCUGGAGCAGAUGCCAUCAAAAGAAGAUGCCAUUGAACACUUCCUGAAUUUGUAUGAAGAGAAAACUGGCAAUUCUUGGCAUUCAAAGAACUUCACUAAAUAUCCAAAAAAAUUCUACCCACUGGAAAUAGAUUACGGACAGGAUGAAGAAGCUGUCAGGAAACUGACAGUAGGUGCCGGGACAAAAUCAAAACUUGCUAAGCCAAUCCAAGAUCUUAUUAAGAUGAUCUUUGAUGUGGAGAGCAUGAAGAAAGCAAUGGUGGAAUUUGAGAUUGACUUGCAGAAGAUGCCAUUGGGAAAACUGAGCAAGCGACAGAUCCAGAGUGCAUAUUCCAUCCUGAAUGAGGUUCAGCAGGCAGUUUCUGACAGUGGUUCAGAAUCCCAGAUUUUGGACCUCUCCAACCGCUUCUAUACACUGAUUCCUCAUGACUUUGGGAUGAAGAAACCACCUCUCCUAAAUAACUUGGAAUACAUUCAGGCUAAAGUGCAGAUGCUGGACAACUUGCUUGAUAUUGAGGUUGCUUACAGCCUUCUCAGAGGUGGAAAUGAAGAUGGAGAUAAAGACCCAAUUGACAUCAACUAUGAAAAACUUAAAACAGAUAUUAAGGUUGUUGACAAAGAUUCAGAAGAAGCUAAGAUUAUCAAACAAUAUGUGAAGAACACUCACGCUGCUACGCACAACGCAUAUGACCUCAAAGUCGUGGAUAUCUUCAGGAUUGAGCGUGAGGGGGAGAGCCAGCGUUACAAGCCCUUCAAGCAGCUCCACAACCGCCAGCUGCUGUGGCACGGCUCCCGCACCACCAACUUCGCCGGGAUCCUCUCGCAGGGUCUGCGGAUAGCUCCGCCUGAAGCUCCUGUGACCGGCUACAUGUUCGGAAAGGGCAUCUAUUUUGCAGACAUGGUAUCCAAGAGUGCAAACUACUGUCACACAUCUCAAGCUGAUCCCAUAGGUUUAGUACUACUGGGAGAAGUUGCCCUUGGAAAUAUGUAUGAACUAAAGAAUGCUUCCCACAUCACAAAAUUGCCCAAGGGAAAACACAGUGUCAAAGGCUUGGGCAAAACUGCGCCUGAUCCCACAGCCACUACCACCCUUGGUGGUGUAGAGGUUCCCUUAGGGAAUGGGAUCUCCACAGGAAUUAAUGAUACCUGUCUUCUGUAUAAUGAAUAUAUUGUGUAUGAUGUUGCUCAGGUAAAUCUGAAGUACCUGUUGAAACUGAAAUUCAACUAUAAGACAUCACUCUGGUGAACAGUAUUUAGAAGCCCUGUUAGAGUUAUACUGUAGUUACACUAUAGCGUUGACUUCUGACAUGCUUAUGCAUUGACUUCUCUUACCAAGAUAUCAAGAGCUAAACUGCAGAAGAAAUUACUAAAUCCUAUUUAGUACAACACUUAGUGAAAGUUUUAUAUAAAAAGUGUGGCAAUACAUGGACCUGAAUCCUGAUGAGAACGAGUUCUUGGUUUUGUUUUAUACCACUUCUAAUUCUGGUGCUUUAAGUGUUUCUUUUAAUUGACCAAACUGACAAGAAAGAAAAAAGGAAAUUAAUCUGUUGUUCUUAGCCAAACAGAGCGGAGCAAAACAGAGCUAAGCAAGAGCAGAAGGAACUUGAACAUGUUUGUGAUACUUGCUCUGUUAGGGUUCCCCCUUGUUUAAGACACUCUUUUUCAGUUUUCACUUGAUUAAACAAUAAAUGUGCAUUUAUUUUGAGGUAAAAAAAAAAUAAAAGCUAAUUUCAUACUAACAGCUUUAUGUUUCAAAACUUCCAAAUUGUUUUGGUUUUGAGUCAUAAUUUAAAUGUAUUUGGUAGAAUGUUCUUAAACAUGGUAUCUCUCUCGAGGAUCUAAUGCCAAAUAUUGAAAUCUGUAGUCAUGUUUCAGGAAGUUAUGGUGAAAUUAAAAUUUGGACUUUCCACUGAGACUUUAUCUGUCAACAGUUGGUGUGGUAAACAUGGAAAAUGAGCUUGUGGCUGUUUGAAUUUAGUAUUAGCCCAAAUAAACCUCCUUUAAAUACCUACAUUCAA